AUGGAAGAAAAGGCAAAACUUCAGAUUGAAAAUCUGGGCUGCACAUCGCAAGAGACAUUAGAUGAAGAGAACGACACGGGCUAUUUAUCUGACUCUUCUGCAUUGGAAGAUCUGCCCCGGAGAAGAGGUCGGAAACGGAAGGACAUGUGUCCGGACGAUGCCGAGAAGAAACGAGUGACAGCGAACUUCCAAGAACGACAGCGCAUGCUCAAUCUCAACAGUGCUCUGGACAGACUCAGAGCAUGUCUUCCGGAUCAGUUCAAGGUUGGAAACCGUAGAACCUCCAAAAUCAGAACCCUCAGACUGGCUGCAAGUUACAUCAGAAGUUUAGGGGACCUUUUGAAACAGGAUUCGAUCAUCCGCGAGUCAAUGCCACCACAGCCGGGAUUCGACCCCAGACUCCCGAGUCUGAAUGACGUCACCAGACAGGGGGAUGGUGGGGAGAUCUACACACCUGAGAAGGAUAUUUCCUUCCCCCAGCAGCAGGAUCCGCUGACCCACACAACGCCGGACUACAGGUACCCGUUCUAUGGACAUCAUCAGUUUGGCUCCAGUCCUCACUUCAACUACAGCAGCCACACGACGUCCUCGCCACUACAGCAACAUCCGGCGUUCUCACAACUUCCUCUACAGUAUCUUCCCAUGUAUCCCCCCACAGUUCUACCCCCCGGGAGUCCACCCUCUCGCAACCACAGGCAUGGUGGAACCGGUUAUCCAGCCCCUUCGGUAAAGAGGUGA
This is a messenger RNA of Haliotis rubra (blacklip abalone), 738 nucleotides long. RefSeq names its product neurogenic differentiation factor 1-like. Bases 1 to 738 code for a protein of 245 amino acids. NCBI's taxonomy places the organism in Eukaryota, Metazoa, Mollusca, Gastropoda, Lepetellida, Haliotidae. The record is from RefSeq and is a predicted model, not a curated record. Gene Ontology annotation, molecular function: protein dimerization activity. The transcript has a single exon.